This is a messenger RNA of Trichomycterus rosablanca, 2904 nucleotides long. It is a transcript of the gene wee1, whose product is annotated as WEE1 G2 checkpoint kinase. Gene Ontology annotation, biological process: protein phosphorylation; mitotic cell cycle; negative regulation of G2/MI transition of meiotic cell cycle. Gene Ontology annotation, molecular function: ATP binding; magnesium ion binding; non-membrane spanning protein tyrosine kinase activity. NCBI's taxonomy places the organism in Eukaryota, Metazoa, Chordata, Actinopteri, Siluriformes, Trichomycteridae. Gene Ontology annotation, cellular component: cytoplasm; nucleus. Bases 1 to 1845 code for a protein of 614 amino acids. The record is from RefSeq and is a predicted model, not a curated record. The transcript is spliced from 10 exons.
AUGAGUUUCGGCUGCCGGCGAAACAACUUCUCUCCAAACAUCCGGCCCAUCCGACAUAAACUGCAGUUUUCCAACAGUGAUGGAGAGGACGACAGUAUCGAGGAGGCGAACAGCAGUGCAGGAGCAGAAUCUGGAUUUACUGAGCUGGAUUCUCCUUUAUCGAUGAGGCGCAGCAGUACUGAUAAGAGACCGGACGAUCUGAACAGCAGUCCGCUCAGUCGCACCAGGGAGGAGGAGGAGGAGGAGGACCUGGAGUCCUGGGAUGAGGAAGGUUUCGGCUCUCCGUCUCAUCUAAAACCGAGCUUUUUCCCCAAAAACUCUCCGAGGAAAAGUCCUCGUAAUGUUUCUUGCGACAGCUCACCAGAAAGGACAUGUCUUGUUGAUAAUAUGGAGGGAUCAAGCUCCCCGGUCCCGGACUGUCCUGACACACCACCACAUAAAACCUUCAGAAAACUUCGGCUCUUCGAUACUCCUCACACCCCCAAGAGUUUGUUAUCGAGGGCGAGAAGUUCUUCAAGCAGACGAGUUGCGCUCUUCAAGAAUGUGGAUUCCAAAGACAAGGCGAGUCUGGACGGAAGACGAAACCAGACACCUCUGGUCAACAUUAACCCCUUCACCCCAGAUUCAAUCGUCGUCCAGUCAUCAACCCAACAAAGAAACAAUAGAAAGCGCUCCCACUGGAACGACUUCAGUGGAGAGGACAUGGAAGCUAGUGAUCCUGAGAUCGAAAACGAGAUCCUUCCACCGUCAAAGAGACUCACAAUGAUGGAAAAUAACAUGAUGUCCAGAUAUGCAUCUGAGUUUCACGAGCUUGAGAAGAUUGGAUCAGGGCAGUUCGGAUCCGUGUACAAAUGUGUUAAAAGAUUAGAUGGCUGCAUCUAUGCUAUCAAGCGCUCCAAGAAGCCGCUGGCAGGAUCUGUGGAUGAGCAAAAUGCUCUUCGAGAGGUUUAUGCGCAUGCAGUUCUUGGACAGCACCCUCAUGUGGUGAGAUAUUAUUCUGCCUGGGCUGAGGAUGACCACAUGCUGAUUCAAAAUGAGUACUGCAACGGCGGUACCCUGUCAGAUGUAAUUGCUGAAAACUACAGACGCAUUCACUUUCUGUCUGAGCUGGAGUUAAAGGAUCUCUUGCUACAGGUCUCACGUGGGCUCAAGUACAUCCAUUCCACGGCUCUUGUUCACAUGGACAUAAAGCCAAGUAACAUAUUCAUUUCAAGGAAACCUGUGGUAAGAAUUGAAGAAUUUGAAGAUGAGGAUGGUCCCAGCACUGAUGUAAUUUACAAAAUAGGUGAUUUGGGUCAUGUGACCAGGGUGAACAAUCCACAAGUUGAAGAAGGUGACAGUAGAUAUCUGGCUAAUGAAGUCCUUCAGGAGGACUACAGUAACCUCUCAAAAGCAGACAUCUUUGCUCUGGCUCUGACUGUUGUUAGUGCCUCAGGAGCUGAGCCACUGCCCACCAAUGGAGAGAAAUGGCACCAAAUCCGGCAAGGAGUUCUACCCUCUAUUCCUCAAGUGCUUUCUCAGGAGUUUUUAAGCUUGUUGAAGCUUAUGAUACAUCCUGACCAUGCACAACGACCAACAACCUCAGAUCUCAUCAGACACCCUGUUCUUCUGACUGCAUCCAGAAUGAGUGCUGAUCAGUUGCGCGUGGAACUGAAUGCAGAGAAAUUCAAGAAUGCACUCCUUCAAAAGGAGCUUAAAAAAGCUCAACUCGCCAAAGCCGCAGCAGAGGAGAGAGUUCUCUCCACCGACCGUGUUCUGACCCGUUCCACAAUCCAGUCUAGUUCCAGAAGCUCUCGACUCAUUGGGAAAAAAAUGAACCGCUCUCUGAGCCUCACCAUUUACUGAACUGAAUCUUAUAUUAAAUAAGAAAUGUCUGUAUUGUGGAUUUCGCAUGGAGGCGGUUUUGUCCUAAUACCGACUGGACAGCUUGUGUUGUCCCAUGACUCUUAGUGCUUAUACUGUUUUGAUGCAAAGAAGAUGGUUUUAAGUUGAACAAAACAAUGCUUUUACAGAAGCUAAGGAACUCAGUUUGUACUGGAUGUUGACUGAUGUUGCAUGCUUUUUCUUCUUUUUUUCUCAGUUGGCCCUGCCGAUUUUAGUUUUACAUAUUUUAUAUGUAGUAAUUACUAAAGAUAGAAAGAUUCAUCAUAUCAUUAUCACACGAUCGUUUCUUUUCUUAGUUUCACAAAAAGGGUCUGCCUGGUUUCUGUCCUAACUCUAGUGUGUAGAGUUGGGUGCAGAUAGGGGAAUAAAUGUGAAUUUUUGUAAAUGUUCAAGACCUAAGACUUGUGCACCUUACUGCCUGUGAAAAUGCCUUAUGUUAAGCAAUGAAGGUUGCUCCCAUGCUUGUGUAGAUUACCGUAAAACUAAGCACUUUGGAGGCAAUGGGGAACCUGCCAGAAAGUCUGCUGCUAUUCAUGUUUGUCUAUUUCCAAUUGUGGUUUGGAAGAUUUCAUUUAAACUUUUACAUUGUAGAUUUUUUUUCAUCUGAAUCAAUAAUCUUUUUUUGCUAUCCAGUAAUUUCAGAUCCAUCUGGAGUUGAGAUGUAACAUCAUUUACAAAAAACGCAUGUAUGCAAUUGUCUGUAGGUGUAGAAUUGAUCAUGUGUACCUAAAAUUUAAAUUACAUUUGGAGAAAAUGAAGCUUAAUUUAAGUGUUUUCUCCAGCCUAAACUGGAAGCAAAAUGACAUGCCUUUAUACCUUCUGACUUACUGUCUAGCCGUUUGUAGCAUUAAAACAUUUGUUGAACUCUUCAUUUUGGUAUACUUUAGUAUCCAGUUGACAGUUUUUCUGUCAGUCUGUUGUCAUGUAUAAUUGGGGGACUGUUUAGUUUUCCCUUUCUUAAUCUUGUAAAACUAUAAAAAAUUAUUUUGUAUGUAAAUAUGUUCCUUUAAUAAAUUUUAU